AUGGAUAUGAAGCGACGUGAUCUUGAACAAGCAUUUGCACGUUAUGGACAAUUAAAAUCAUUUGAUUACUCCAAUGGUGAUCCAAUAGCUGUGGUUUCUUAUAGUGACAUUGAACAUGCCAUAGCUGCACGUGCAAAAAUGACAGGUGUAACGCAGAUAGUCGAUGGACGAAAAGUACGAACUGAAUCGGGCCAAUCAGAUACAACUCGUCGAGCUGGUCUUCGAAUUGAUUAUCUCGACCAACCAACCGCUCGACGUUUCGUUAUCGUUCGUCCACAAGACAAUACAUCCAAACAGCGAACAUCUCGAUCAUCAUCUGCAUCAUCAGCUUCAUUAGAACGUUCUCGUUCACCGAAAGAUCGUCUUCGAUCAGUCUCUCGCGAUGAUGAACAAGAUGCAAGCAAAAAUUUCAAAAGACAAUCGCAUUCACGUUCGCCAGUUUCACCCGCAUCCGCGCCAUCGAAACGACGAACUCCAAGUCCAGUUGCACCUGUUGCUGGGCAAACAUUCUAUAGUCCAUAUGGUUCGUAUUUGUCGCCCGAUGAUACGAACAACAUCAACAAUGUUAAUGAACUCAUAACUUUAUGUGAAAAACUGAAUUCCAAGAUUAGAAAUACUCGACCUACUGCUUAUUCGGUUCAAUUUGUACUCAAAUCGCAUGCGUAUGAUGCACGUAUGCAUUUCCUUGCUGGAGAUUUGAAUUUCGCGAACGCUGUUCUCAGCCAAUCGAGUAGUUAUACAGAUGAUAAGAAAGCAUUGAACGUUACUCAAAGACUGCGUCUGGAUCCACUUAAGUUCGAUGAUUUAGAAAAGAAGAUUCGUACAAGUGUCAGCAAUUCAAUCUCCAGCGCCAAUGGGCAAUCAUCAUCUAGUAGUCGAAAGCAGUCAAGUCAAAUAACUUUCGCAAUUUUGGUUACUUCACCAACGGCGCAUUUGAUCAAUGUAAAUUCGGGUACUUCGAAACAACGUCGACCUAAUGGAAGAGGAAGAUCGCCCAAUCAUGCAUCGUCAUCCGAUGAAAAUGACGAACGUUCACAAUCGAAGAGAAAUACCGAUGGUCGUGUCGAUGACGAAUCGUCACUUUCUCAUUUGAUAACUUAUCUUGCAACGAAAGAAGCUGCUGGUGUCAUAUCGGUUCCAUUGCAUUCUCAGGAUCAAGAAAAGGCUGUUAUGAAUGUAUAUCCACCGUGUUUAUUCAGUAAAAAGCUUCUCCAAGUUAUGUGUCCAUCAAUGAGCUUUUCCAAUGGCCCACGUACACCACCAUCACGCCCAACAAUGACCGAUGGUGAACAUCUUCUAGUUGUUAUUACUAAUCAAUAUUAA
Molecule: messenger RNA, 1323 nt
Organism: Adineta ricciae
Lineage: Eukaryota; Metazoa; Rotifera; Eurotatoria; Adinetida; Adinetidae
Source: the annotation of a GenBank genome assembly